AUGGUUUUGGGAAAUGACAACAAGGACCAAUCCAGUGAAAAGCAACUUGAAGCAGGUCAAGCCUUGGAUGUAGUAGAUCAUCAAAAUGAGCUAGGAUACAACAAGGAUCCAAAAAACUCGCUCACUCUAUUCUCCAACUUUGCCAUUGCCUAUUCAUGCUGCUCGGUUUUAUCCGGAAUCACUCCCCUAUGGGGCGAUGCUAUGGUCGAUGGCGGUAGUCUGGGUGUCAUUUGGGGUUGGGUGGUGGUGUCCUUUUUUACGACCUUGUCAGCCAUGUCACUUGCUGAAAUAGCUAGUGCGUAUCCAAGGACGGGUGGAUUAUAUAUUUGGGUAAGCAGGCUUGCUCCUCCCGAAUGGGUGCCAUUAGCUUGCUGGGUGACGGGAUGGUUUACAUGGAUCCAAUACAUAUUCAGCGUCACCAGCGUUGGUCUUGGUUGCAGUCAAUUUAUUGCUGGCAUCAUUCAAAUAUGGCAACCGGAAGUCAACACUUCAGUGUAUAUGCAAUACGGCGUCUUUUUCGGCAUUUGCGUUCUGUAUGGCGUUAUCAACUCGGUCACUGUUAGAUUCAAUGGCAUUGUCAAUGAAGGAGCUUUCUACAUCAACCUGCUUGGUCUAGUACUCAUUGUCGUUGUUGGAUUGGCGGUCGCCAAACCACUUAAUACUGGAAGCUUUGUGUUUACCCAAUUUUACAAUGGAUCUGGUUUCUCAAAUGAUGGCUAUGGUUUCCUUCUCGCUCUCCUCCAAUCCCAAUUUACGCUGACAAGUUACGAAGGUGCCGUUCAAGUAGCUGAUGAAACGAAUAAUCCAGCACGUGCUGCACCAUUUGGUAUCAUGACGGCAGUACUAUCCAACGCAGUGACGGGCUUCAUCUUUUUGAUGGCGCUCAGUUUCAUGAUCAAGGAUUUCGAUGCACAAAUCUUGAGCGAGAAUGCAAUCCAUCCACAAAUGGUGCAAGUGUUUCUUGACAUUAGCCAUGCGUGGACGCUCGUAUUCGUGAUUAUCAUUAUGUUGACGAUCUUUUUCAGUGGCAAUGCAUUGCUCUUGGCAGCAUCGAGAAUGACGUACGCCUUUUCACGUGAUGGAGCCCUGCCGAAAUGCUUUUGCAGUCUCAACAAGCGUACUGGAUUACCAGUGAACUCUGUGUGGUUGAAUGUUGCAGUUGCAGUCAUUAUUGGAAUAUUGUAUAUGAUCAAUAGCACCGCAUUCGAAGCCAUUGUCUCGGUCAGCACUAUCGGAGCCCAAUCUUGUUACCUCGUUCCUAUCCUUCUAAGGAUCACUAUAGCACGCAAGGCAUUCAAGCCUGGACCAUGGCGUUUGGGAAAGUUUGCAUACCCUAUUGGUGCGAUUUCUUGCUGCUGGUUGCUGUUUGGCGUUGUGUUAUUCGUUUUGCCUACACAGUGGCCUGUCACCCCCGACAAUAUGAACUAUGCCGUUAUCCCAUAUGCAUUUAUCAUGCUGGCUUCUGGACUUUGGUUCGCACUUUUUGCAAGACAUUGGUUCACCGGCCCAUAUCGAAUCAUCAAUGGUCAACGGGUUCUUCUCUACGAUGAUGAUGAAGAUGAAUCAAUCCCAAGUACUACAACCCCAAAACCUGAAUCAAUUCAGGUAGUAGCAGGAAAGGAAGAGAAGACGGAAAUAAAAACGUAA
Molecule: messenger RNA, 1647 nt
Organism: Lichtheimia ornata
Lineage: Eukaryota; Fungi; Mucoromycota; Mucoromycetes; Mucorales; Lichtheimiaceae
Exons: 12
Coding region: 1-1647 (548 amino acids)
Biological process (GO): transmembrane transport
Cellular component (GO): membrane
Molecular function (GO): transmembrane transporter activity
Source: RefSeq, a predicted model, not a curated record